Molecule: messenger RNA, 2149 nt
Organism: Trichomycterus rosablanca
Lineage: Eukaryota; Metazoa; Chordata; Actinopteri; Siluriformes; Trichomycteridae
Gene: scly
Product: selenocysteine lyase
Exons: 14
Coding region: 139-1569 (476 amino acids)
Source: RefSeq, a predicted model, not a curated record
GCUUUACGUGUGUGUGUGUGUAUAUGUGUGUAUAUGUGUGUGUGCAUCGCUGAGGGUGUCAGUAAAUCAUUGACCAUAUAUAAUUUGUAGACGGUCCCUCAGCGCUCGCUGUGCUCAUGGCUGCAUGUAGAACACAACAUGCUGUGUGGAUUUCAGAGGACAAACAUCUGUGAAGUAAAAGUUCAAAAGCUAUUGAAGAAAGAAAUCCGAAUAUGCGAAUAUGAAACUAACUUUACCGCGACGAUGUGUGAGAAGGCCGGUCUCUCAGUUGCUCUGGACCAGAAUCAGAACGACAGCACCCAUCAUGAUCCACUGGGACACCAGGACGGUCCGGUCCUGGACAGAAUCUAUAUGGACUAUAACGCCACCACACCGAUCGACCCCGAGGUGACCACAGCGGUCACUGAGGCUUUGAUUGACGCCUGGGGGAACCCGAGCAGCACCUACCUGCCAGGUGUGAAAGCUAAAGCUAUCAUCGACCGCUCGCGGGAGAGCGUCGCCGGGAUGGUGGGGGGGCGGCCGGCGGAUAUCAUAUUUACAUCAGGAGGCACCGAGGCUAAUAACAUGGUCUUCCACUCUGCCCUGGAACAUUUCUGGAGGAGCAGGGUGUCGGCGGAGGGAGGAGGAGAGAACGGCGACGGCGAAAAGAUCCUGCCGCACAUCAUCACGUCCAACGUGGAGCACGACUCGGUCCGACUCGCCGCCGGGCACCUGGCGGAGACGGGCAGGGCAGACGUGACGUUUGUGCCCGUGUCUAAAGUGAGCGGUCGGGUGGAGGUGGCGGAUGUGAUGGCGGCGCUGCGUCCCUCCACCUGUCUGGUGUCGGUGAUGCUGGCUAACAACGAGACGGGCGUGGUCAUGCCUGUCCGGGAGAUCUGUCGGGGCGUGAGGGCUCUGAGAAGAGCUACGAGGAUUCUUCUGCACACGGACGCGGCGCAGGCCAUCGGGAAGAUCCGUGUGGACGCUCGGGAGCUGGAGGUGGAUUAUCUGACCAUAGUGGGACACAAGUUUUACGCUCCUCGGAUCGGUGCCCUGUUCGUGAACGGCCCCGGUACAGCAACCCCUGUUUACCCUCUGCUCUUCGGUGGAGGACAGGAGCGCAACUUUAGACCGGGCACUGAGAACACGGCGAUGAUCGCCGGGCUGGGCAAAGCUGCAGAGUUAGUGAGCGCAAACUUGGCGAAAUACGAGACUCAUCAGCUGGAUAUCAGACUCUACCUGGAGCGGAGACUGUUGGCUGUAUUUGGGAAGGAGAAUCUUCGAUUUAACAGCCACUUCCCCGACUCAGACACCCUACCCAACACGUGUAACGUGUCUAUUUCAGGACCAGGACUGCAAGGCCGCCGAGUGCUGUCCACAUGUAGGAGAUUACUGGCCAGUGUGGGUGCUGCCUGUCACUCAGACCGAGGAGAUCAGCCUUCACACAUCCUCCUUAACUGUGGAGUCCCGUACGACGUGGCGAGCAACGCUCUGAGGAUCAGCGUGGGUAGAGGAACGUCCCGGGCAGACGUGGACGUCGUGGUGGAGGACCUACGAGAAGCUGUGGAGCAGCUGGGGCGAAGGGACUGAGAUGCCUAAAACUUUCCUGUGAGGUGUGGAGGGUAAACGAUGAAACUGGAUAGAAUUAUUAGUCUCGGGUAUCAUCGAUCUCUUAUCUAGUCGUAUUUAAUUCCCUGAUCGUAUUUCACCUCCACUCCUGACUGAGGAGAGUCGUGAGUAACACACGCCCCCUCUGACACGUGUGCAGUACAGACCACUUCUUUUCACCUGCACUAGACGGGUUCAUUUGGAGAUCCGUAUCACACACUGCAUACUUUUGGACACAUUGGGUCUGUUAAAUAACCUAGUGCCCCGCCCUGCUCCCUACUACCCACCUGUUUUUUGUGAGAAAUGUUUUUGUGCCGCACUGAAUGCUGGGAUUGCCAGUAGGAGCAUUUUAAGGAAUCUAGGAAUUUAGACACGCCCUCUUCUCGGGAGUGUAGGAUGAUGGGAAAUUAGUCUGUGUAGAGAUCGAACAUGCAAAAGCUCUUUUUGACGUUUUUAAGAUGGUUUAUUUCUGCUGUUACAGGGUUUUAUUUAAAUGAUUUAUUUAUGGAUAUUAAUGUGUGUUCUUUUAUAUAUGUGGGUUUUAUUAAAACAUUUCCAAGAA